GGUUGUCGGUCAAUCCCAGUGCGGCGGUGAAGCGGCAAUGGCGGAGGCGGCCUGUUUGAACGCCGUGACGCCGAUCCUCGGGAUCUGGCGUGGAGUUUAAGAGUCGUCGCUAGCAACCCGGUGUCAGCCAUUGCCCCCGAAUAACGAGGUACCGGUGCACUGCUGCUCGAAAUGCGGCCUACUUCCUGUGAAAGCCUGGUUAAGAGUAACAGUCUGGCUGCAGCUUUUUACUUGUUGUCCUGAUGUGUAAAUCACUGACUCGGCCCAGCAUUUACCGCCCGUCCCAAAUCACUCGCCUUUUUAUGAACUACUGCAGUCCAUGAUCUGUCUGUCGACCCACAAUGUUGUUCCGAUGACUCGAAAACCUCACUCUGUCCUCCCACAGAUGCUGCGUGACCUUGUUGACUUUCAUCAGCAGUUUCUGUUUCUGUUUCGCAUCUCCAGCGUCUUCGUUUUGUUUUGAUGUCGAUAAGUGGUUAGUUCUAGGAUUUUGACACAGCAGCGCUGAAUGAACAGUAGUAUGUUUCCAAGUCAACGUGCUGAGUGGGUCGAGGGGAACCUACAAGUGUUCCCAUGUAUCCACUGCCCUCUUCCGUCUGGGCAGGAGAGAUCUGACACGGGAAUACUCACUGAAUCAUUACAUGGUGUUCGGCAAUCUUACUGAGUAGCCCCUGUCCAUAUGCAUCAAGACCUGGACAGUAUGCAAGUUUGGGCAGAUAGCUGGCAAGCAACCUUCAUGCUACAAGUGCCAGACCAUAACCACCUCUAAGAGAACUUAACUAAGGUCAUUGCUGAUCCUGCACUAUCAAAAUCGUGGUGGGGGUAUAACCAUUGAUUAGAGACUGAACUGGAUCAAACUUAUAAAAGAAUGUGUCGAAAAGGACAGAUCACAAUGUGUGUUGCAAGGAAACACGUGGUCUUCCUGAAGGAUCUCCUGUGAGAAGUUCCUGUCUCUCAGGGUUCCAGCUCCUCAGCCAUCACCAUUAAAGAUGAACAAACUACCAUUAGCUGCAGCUCAUAAUCCUGAGCCUGAAACCCUCACCUGGGAUGGGGACAAUUCAUAAUACUCCUGGUACCCUGGAGACUGACCUUCAUACCCUGAAGAGAGAAAAGAAAGACCAAAACAUUCGUAGAAAAUGGAAUUAUCUUUUUUUUGGAUUUCUAUCUGGUACUGAUAGUGAUGACUUUUGUAUACUCUGAUUUCACGAAAUUAUAAAGGACAGGUUUGCAGGCGAUAAACCCUUGAGCCAAACACCACAUCAGGAGCAGAAUAAGAUUGGCCUUUUAAUAUGCAGGAAGAAAGCACCGCUCACCAUGUGGAAAAAUCGCACACGUGCUCAGAAUGUGGACAAGGCUUCCGUCAAACAUCCGCUCUGUCAAAGCACAAACGCAUUCACGACAUGGGGAGAUAUUCCUGUGAUGAUUGUGAGAAGCAAUUCAAUUCCUUAUCCAACCUGGAUUCCCAUCGGCGCUGUCACUCCGAGGAAAGACCAUUUACCUGCUCCACCUGUGGGAAGGCAUUCACUUGGUCAUCCAGCCUUGCGGCGCACCGGCGAGUUCACACUGGGGAGAGACCGUUCACGUGCUCAAAGUGCGACAAAGACUUCACUUUUUCAUCCAACCUGCUGAGACACCAGCGAGUUCACAGUGAAGAGAGGCCGAUCACCUGCUUUGUGUGUGGGAAGGGAUUCAAAAAUUCAGCUGGCCUGCGGAAGCACGAGGUCAUUCAGACCGAUGAGAAACCAUUCGAGUGCUCCGAUUGUGGAAAGAGGUUUAAGCAGUCAUACCACCUGCAGGCCCACCAACGCAUUCACACCAGGGAGAAGCCAUUCAGCUGCUCAGAGUGUGGGAAGGGAUUCAGUCAGCACACUAACCUGGUGGAGCACCAGUGGAUUCACAAGAAAGAGAAACCUAUUAAAUGUCCUGAAUGUGGAAAGGAGUUUCCGCAUUCCUCCCACUUGAGAGCGCAUCAGCUCGUUCACACGGGUUAGAAACCAUUCACCUGUUUUGUGUGUGAGAAGGGAUUCAAUAAUUCAGCCACCCUGCUGAAACAUCAGCUUGUUCACAUUUGACACAUGAGGUUUGCAUACUACUGCUCUAACUGAUAAUCACAACCAGACUGAACUGGAUUUAUUCAGACAGUCAGGGUUUAUUCCUGCUGGUGGUAAACAUCCCAACACCUGCACUGGGAUUUAAUAUUCUAGACUUGACAAAGGUGGAGGUACAGGAUUAUUUUUUAAAAGGCUUACUUCCAUUAUAUGCAAAUGUUAGGGCUGCCAUGACUAAUGCAGCAGAACAUGGCUGACAGUAGUGUUUGGGAAAUUCCAUAAGCUCAAGGAUAGCAGUAACUGUUGAGACACAAGACCUAGAUAAUAACAUUUCACAUUGGAUAACAAUAGCAGCUCAAGUUGCAGUUGACACAUAAGACAGAGUUAAGAACAUCCCACACUAAUUGGUUGUUUAAUCAAUAAUUUUAGAGAUAGAUUCCGAAUUAAUUAUAGAUCCAAAUAUCAUUGAAGGAAAAGAUUCAAACCAGUUUCAGACGUAACUGGGGAAAAUGAAUUAUAGGUACAGAAAGUAAAUUGAAUCAAAAAUCAGUAUUCUUUUAUAUUCCCUGUAUUGAGAAAUUUAACGAAUUGGCAGUUAACAGUGCAGUUGGCAAAUGUUACUUGAAUACAGUAUCCAUUGUGAAAAGCCUCAAGAAAGGAGAUAAGAAUAUAAGAACCAGGAGCAGGAGUAAGCCAUCUGGCCCUUCAAGCCCGCUUCUCCAUUCAAUAAGAUCAUGGCUGAUCUUUUCGUGGUCUCAGCUCCACUUACCCAGCUCUCGCCAUAUCCCUUAAUUCCUUUGUUGUUUAAAAACAAAUCUAUCUUAGCUUUAAAAACAUUUACUGAAGUAGCAUCAACUACCUCAAUGGGCAUGGAAUUCCCUAGAUUUACAACCCUCUGGGUGAAGAAGUUCCUUCUCAAUUCAGUCUUAAAUCUGCUCCUUCUCAUCUUGAGGCUAUGCCCUCAUGUCCUAGUUUCACCUGCCAGUGGAAACUUCUAUCUUAUCUAUUCCCUUCAUAAUUUUACAUGUUUCUAUAAGAUCUCUCUCAUUCUUCUAAAUUCUAAUAAAUAUAAUUCCAGUCCACUCAUUCUGUCCUCAUAAGCCAACCCCCUCAAUUCCGGCAUCAACCUCAUGAACCCCCCUUUCAUGCCAGGACAUUCUUUCUCAAGUCAGGAGACCAACAUUGCACGCAGUAUUCCAGGUGUGCCCUCACCAGCACCCUGUACAGCUGCAACAUAACCUCCCUGCUUUUAAGGAGAAAAAUUAAGGAGAAAAUUCUAUUUGUCUUAUUUACCGACGCCACCUGUGAUUCAUGCACAAUUGCUGCAAUUUCUUACCAUUCAAGUAAUAAUCCUUUUUACUGUUACUCCUAUCAAAAUGGAUGACUUCAUGUUUAUUAACAUGAUAUUCCAUCUGCCAGACCUUUGCCCACUUACUUAAAGCGUCUAUGUUCCUCUGCAAAGUUUCACAGUCCUCUGCACACUUUGCUCUACCACGCAUCUUGAGUGUCAUUCACAAACUUUGACACAGUACACGUGGUCCCCAACUCCAAAUCAUUUAUAUAAAUUGUGAAUAAUUGCAGUCCAACACUGAUCCCUAAGGCAUACCACUAGUUAUUGAUUUCCAGCCAGAAUAGCACUCAUUUAUCCACAUUCUUUGCUUGCUGUUAAAUCAAUCAAUCCUCUAUCCAUGCUAAUACUUUACCUAUAAUGCCAUACAUUCUUAGCUUACGCAGCAGUCUCUUGUGUGGCACCUUGUCAAAGGCAUUUUGGAAGUCUAGGUACACCGCUUCCAAUGGGUCCCUGUUGUUCACCUUGCUCGUAAUGUCUUCAUACUAUUCCAAAAGAUUUGUUCCGCAUGACCUGCCUUUCAUGAAUCCAUGCUGCAUCUGCCCAAUGGGACAAUGUCUAUUGAGAUACCCUGCUAUUUCUUCCUUGAUAAUAGACUUAAGCAUCUUCCCCAGUACAGAUGUUAAGCUAACCGGUCUAUAAGUUCCCCAUCUUUUUUUUCUACCUCCCUUUUUAAUCAGUGGUGUCACAUUUGCUGUUUUCCAAGCUGCUGGGACUCCCGCAGGGUCCAGCGAAGUUUGGAAAGUUACCACCAGUGCACUUGCUAUUUCUCCCGCCAUCUCUAAGUACCCUGGGAUGCAUUCCAUCAGGGCCAGGAUACUUAGUUCCAUUAGCUUGCCCAACACUACCUCUUCCGUAGUAAUUGUUUCCUUACUGGCAUGUUAUUAAUGUCCUCCGCUGCGAAGGCUGACACAAAAUACCUGUUCAGUGUCUUGGCCAUUUUAUCAUAUCCCAUAAUUAAAUGUCCGUUCUCAUCCUGUAAAAGACCAAUGUUUACUUUGGCCACUCUUUUUCAUUUUAUAUAUUUAUAGAAGCUUUUGCUAUCUAUCUUUUAUAUUCUGUGCUAGUUUUUUCUCAUGUUCCAUCUUACUUUUCUUUACAGUGUGUGUUUUGUGGCUUUCUGUUGACCUUUAAAGUUUUCCCAGUCUUCUAGCUUCAUGCUGUUCUUGGCCUUCUCUUUCAAUUUGAUAGCCUCGUAAAGAGUCUGGAAAACAUCAUGAACGACUGGGGGUGGACCACAAGCCUGUGUAUUGCUUUAUCAUUUUGCUGACGCAAGCUUAAAUUGUAUUAAAAUGCUGUACCUGAGAGCCAAUUACAGAGGGACAACUUGGCUCCAUUGACCAAUAGUAAUCAAAGGGGGAGCAUAUGCGCUCUGAGCUUGAAGUGUAUAAUUAAGACACUCUGAAGCUUUUAAUGUGCCCUUUUUGCCCUUGUCCCUUUUUGCUGUAUGCUGUAACUACGCUGUAAAUCGCAAUAAAGGUCACCUGAAUCCGU
This is a messenger RNA of Hemiscyllium ocellatum (epaulette shark), 4890 nucleotides long. RefSeq names its product gastrula zinc finger protein XlCGF49.1-like. Gene Ontology annotation, biological process: negative regulation of transcription by RNA polymerase II. The transcript has 2 exons. Gene Ontology annotation, molecular function: DNA-binding transcription repressor activity, RNA polymerase II-specific. Bases 1290 to 1991 code for a protein of 233 amino acids. The record is from RefSeq and is a predicted model, not a curated record. Lineage: Eukaryota; Metazoa; Chordata; Chondrichthyes; Orectolobiformes; Hemiscylliidae.